Molecule: messenger RNA, 5154 nt
Organism: Hirundo rustica (Barn swallow)
Lineage: Eukaryota; Metazoa; Chordata; Aves; Passeriformes; Hirundinidae
Gene: RNF130
Product: ring finger protein 130
Exons: 8
Coding region: 345-1625 (426 amino acids)
Source: RefSeq, a predicted model, not a curated record
CCCUCGCCCGCCGGAGCUCCCCCGCGGAGGCGGGCGGGCGGUAGGAGCGCGGCGCUCUGAGGGACCGGCGGAGCCCCGAGGGACCGGCGGAGCCCGGCUUUCCCCGAGCAGCUUCCCCUGGGAAGCGGCGGCGGAUCGGACUCGGCUGGGACCUGCCAUGACUCCCCUGGCUCCUCCCAUGGCAUGAGCCCGAGCUCUCCUCCCCGCUCCGCCUGCUUUUGGUCUCUCUCCGCUCCCGGGCUGUCAGAUGGGAUAGGACACACCCGGGCGUGCGGGGCUCGACGCUGCCGCGGGGGAGCGGCGCAGGCAACCGGUGACGGCCGUCGGCUCGCCUGGAGUCGAAGAUGAGCUGGCGGUGGGCUCGCCAGCACUGGAACGGCGGCUCCUCCGUGCUGCUGCUGCUGCCGCUGCUGCUGUGGCACGGCCGGGUCCGGCCGGCCGGCGCCGAUAACGCCAGCCAGGCGUACUACACCGCGAUCAUCAACGUGACGGUGCUGAGCCCCGAGCGCGGCGGCCCCACCGUGCUGCGGAUCGACCGUGGCCGCUACGGGCAGGACUCCCCGAAGGUGGAGGUCAAGGGGCUGCUGGUGGCUCCCGUCCCCAUCAACGGAGUUGCAGAUCGUCUGGGCUGCGACCCUCGAACGCGUUUCCAAGUUCCACCAAACACCAAGCAGUGGAUUGCUUUACUACAGAGAGGAAACUGUACGUUUAAAGAGAAAAUACUGCGAGCAGCUUCACAUAAUGCCACAGCUGUGGUCAUUUACAACAAUAUGUCCAGUGAAGAACCUGUCACAAUGACUCAUCAAGGAACUGGAGACAUUGUUGCUGUCAUGAUUACAGAAUCGAAGGUUAAGGAGAUCCUGAAUUACUUGGAAAAGAAUAUUUCUGUCCUGAUGGCCAUAGCAGUGGGGUCCCGUGUUCCUCCGAAGAACUUCAGUCGAGGCUCUUUAGUCUUUGUGUCAAUAUCAUUCAUUGUUUUGAUGAUCAUUUCUUCAGCAUGGUUAAUAUUUUACUUCAUCCAGAAGAUCAGGUACACAAGUGCACGUGACAGAAAUCAGCGUCGUCUUGGAGAUGCUGCCAAGAAAGCCAUUGGUAAAUUGACAACCAGGACAGUAAAGAAGGGUGAUAAGGAAACAGACCCAGACUUUGAUCAUUGUGCUGUCUGCAUUGAGAGUUACAAGCAGAAUGAUGUUGUUCGCAUUUUGCCAUGCAAGCACGUGUUCCACAAACUCUGUGUGGAUCCAUGGCUCAGUGAGCACUGUACAUGUCCAAUGUGUAAACUGAACAUUUUGAAGGCACUGGGCAUUGUGCCCAGCGUGCCGUGCACGGAUAACGUCGCCUUUGACAUGGAGCGGCUGACGCGGGGGCAGCCGGCCAGCAGGCGCUCGGCACUCGGCGACUUCGGCACCGACAGCUCCCUCAGCCUGGAGCCCCUGCGCACCUCGGGCAUGUCGCAGCUGCCACAGGACGGGGAGCUGACACCCAGGUCAGGGGAGAUCAACAUUGCAGUGACAAGCAGUCACUUCUUCCAUCGUAACUCUCUGUCCCCUCGAAGCCUGGUCUACGAGAGCGAGUUCUCAAGCAUCGAGCCUGCCUUGGACAUGUACGACGAGAACAAAACCUGAAAGGAAUCCAUGCUCCUUCCUGGCCCUUUUUCUGUUUUUUUCAUUUCUCAUUCCUAUUGUUGUGUACUCUUUCCAUGGAUCUCCUUUGUCUGAAGAAGAGCUGCUUUUUCCAGAACACGAACCCACCUUCUCGUUUGCACAGACGAAGACCAGCUGUGGUGGAUUCUGAGGGUGGCAUCUUUGAGCUGACAAAGAGCUGUGCGCAAGCAAGGUUGUCUGAUGGAAAUUGCUGAGUAACAGCACGGGGAGCUGUGUCGGCCCAGCCGCGGCGAUGCAGGAGAGGUUUUACGGUGGCCCUGAGAGUUUGUGAUGAACUGCAAAUGCGUCUCUUGCACAGGCGUCUGCUGUUUCCGAUUUUUUUAGCUGUCCAGAUGGUUGGGCAAUGUCAGAAAGGGAACUGGUUGUAGAGGAGAUGGCCAGUGACUGGUAAAAGCACUCGUAUAUCUCGGUCAAUCCAUAACCUUACUGUGAAAUAGCCCCUUCUGAGAGGGACCUUCAUAAGUGCAUUGAGUUUCCUACAACCCACUUAACCCCAGCCGGUGGCAAGCCAGUCUGACAUUCAAGCUGCAGAGAGGACCUGCAUUUGCAGAAAGAUUUCAAGAAACUUGAUGCUUGGAUUUUUUUUCUCCAAUUCGAUUGAAGCAGGAGAACAAUGGUAUACACAGAAUAUACUUUUGGUCCUUUUGUGUGCUGAAGUCAAGUGAGUCUCUUUCUGUAGAGAGGACAUGCACAGAACCAGCACUUGAUCUACCUAACAACCAUUAGACUUUUUGAAAUAUGCAGGAAUAAAAUUAGCUUUCUUUCUCACGUAACUUUUCUUUUGGGGGGUGGGGGGUAAAAAAUCCACCAAAUUUUUCACUGAGGUUUUUUAAAAGCCAGCAUGUUGGCAUUACACAGAGAAGAAAAGAGGUAAGCUUCUUAUCCCACUCUCCUGUUGAGAUCUGCAACAGUUAUUUAACAAAUACGUUCUCUGAGCUGUGCCCUUCUUUCCCACUGACAUCAAUAAGGGGAAUGCAGAAAGCAGGAGAAGAAAGGAAAGCAGCUAUUGCUUUGACACGCUGCAGGAAAAAUCAAUUUUUACCAGCAUGUGACAAAAGCGGUGGGGAAAUGGAUACUGUUUGCAAGCUUCUGAGAGAACAAUGCAGAAAUGGAGAGCGAGAGAGGAACCUCUGGAGCAAAGUCAUUCAUGGUGUUCCUCAGAUGAGCCAACGUGGAGGAGCGAGCCCUUUUGCUCCACCGUUUCCUACCGGACAAUGCAUAGCUGUUAAUGAAUGUUUGGAUUUUUCUCCAUUGCAGUCUAAGUUACUGUAGGUGUAGAAACUCAUUUGUGUCCUUGUAAUGUGAAACACAAGUUUCACCCUCUGUAGAGGAAUCUUGAGAAAUCAGUUAAGCCAAAAAGAAAGGUAAGACUUAUCCUGCCAUGCUUUAAUUUCACCUGCUUUUGCUACAAGCAGGGGAAUUUCCCCUCCUUUAUAAUGUUUUUAAUUGUAUAGCAAUCUGCUUAACAUAUAUCCUUUUCUGAAGUGUGGUUCAGCUGUGUCUUUAACAUGGAUGUUCAAGAGAAAAAGAAAAACCCAGCUCUGUAAGAUGAGGAAAUGAGCCUCUUUGCCGAGCAUGCUUUGACUUUUGUUGCUGUGCGUCAGCUUUAUUUAAUCUGAUAAUUCAAGAGUGGGUGGCGUGAAGUGUAGGGAGGUUUUUCUCAUAAUACCCACAUUGAUAUUUACCAAAUGCACUUUUAUUGCCAUUCAGCUCGCUCUGGAAAUGCGCUGAAGCCCCAAACGUUUCUAAGAGCACGAUUUUGACGCCCACUUUCUCCUACAAAGCAGAAGUGAAGGUCACAGGAAGUGCCACAGGGGCUGAGGCAGCAGCGGGUCGUGGUCAGCAUCCCUCCUCUGCUGGCGGGUGUGCGGGGCAGGCAGCGACAGCUCCGGGCACUGCCAGCGAGCCCGGGCACAGCUCCCCAUCCCAGCCUGGCUGAGCUGAACCCCAGCCUGGGCACAGCUCCCCAUCCCAGCCUGGCUGAGCUGAACCCCAGCCUGGGCACAGCUCCUCAUCCCAGCCUGGCUGAGCUGAACCCCAGCCUGGGCACAGCUCCCCAUCCCAGCCUGGCUGAGCUGAACCCCAGCCCGGGCACAGCUCCCCAUCCCAGCCUGGCUGAGCUGAACCCCAGCCUGGGCACAGCUCCCCAUCCCAGCCUGGCUGAGCUGAACCCGUAUGGGACUCGGGGGUGGCAGGAGCGCCGGUUGAGCAGCCUCUGUUUUCGUAAUUACAUCUGCAAGAUCAGCAGGGACACGUGGGAGCGGCACCUUGGGAACGCAAAUGCCCCAAAGGAAAAUCACCGACUGUCAAGGAGGUUAUGGGGCUUGUUUUUAUCCAUGAAGGCAGUCAGGUUAUAAUAAACCCAGAUACUUGGGUGUUCCUGGUUGAAUGUAAACAUGCCUUGGUGUCUCCAGCUGGCACAGAGCUGCUCUGGUGGGGUUUUGGGUAGGACAGGCUCUUGUAGCACUGAGUGGGGUGCUCCAAGCCAAUCCUUCUCGUAGGAGCUGCCCCAUCCCUGACACAGGGAUGUCCCCUAAGGCCACCAGGAAUGUCACUGGGGCACAGUUUCAGCACAAAACCAAAGCUGAUGAUUUCUCAGCUCCAAAUGAGCCCGUUUGCACAGGCUGUGUGCCAGAAUAUACAGAAAAGCUAGAAGAGGCAUGGAAAUUGAAAACUAGAAAGCACAAAGCCCCCAAAGACAAAAUAAUAAACAAUGUAAUUUGUAUUUUGCUAAAUCUUAUUUCUAACCAAACAUCCUGGUUUUAAGCAAGGGGAGGGCAGGCUUGCCUCAGUGAAGACAGGGUCUGGCACAGUGAUGUAAAAAUGGAUUUGUGCUGUAGCAUCUUGGAUAGGGGAGCUGGUAUUUGUGAUUGACAUCCUGGAUUUGGGAAGUCUUGCAACACUGAAAAAAUGAAAAGCUUGUUCAAGCAAUCAGUCCCUACGUGCUGGAGCAGGCCUUCCCCAGUUAGUCAUAUUUAGGACAGGGAAGAGGCACCACAGCAACAUGGGUGAUUUUUUUCUGGGCUGUGCUGGUAAGUUUGAGGUUUUCCUUUUAAUAUUAAUCAGUAUAUAAAAAAAGCUUAAUGAGCAUUGUUGUUCUUGUUCUGCUGCAGUGGUGCUGUGUGUGGUUGAGUCAUUUCACAGAAGUAAAAUAUACAGCAACCUACCAAGCACUGUAAGUGCCAGUAACUUGGAAAAUCAUUUUCAAAGUUAAAAAAUAAUUGCUUUUUUUUAACAGGAAAACAUUCAGGUUUUGACUUCUACAUAUAAAAAAAACCUUUUAUCUCCAAGUGUUUUCUUAAGCUAGUCAAACCUCAACACUUUGCCUUCCCUUUCUAAGCUUCCUCUUCUAUGAAAGUUUUGCAUGUUCCCAUAAGACAUUUGUAAAAUCGAGGUUUGCUUGUGUUCUUAGAGGAUAAUUGCCAGUAAGAAACCAGACUGUAAGUGUGCUUUUUACUUAUAAUACACAACAUUAAAUAUUGAAUUUGAA